AGUGACGUGAGCCCAGGGCGGAGGGGCCCGCGGUAAGGCUCUCGCUGCCGCUCGGGGCUGCAGCCGAGUGUCCGGAGCAGCAUGUCUCUCCUCCUCCUCGCCCUCAUCACGCAGGCCGCGAACUGGGCUGAAACGAGCACCGUGGAUCCGGCGCUGUCCUCUGUGCCUAUACCAACCAAUGUGACCAUAGAGGCCUAUAACUUAGAAGCUAUCGUAUUUUGGAAUUACACAAUAAUGCCGCAGAAGCCUGUUUUUACUGUAGAGGUGAAGACCUACGGGGAGCCAAAAUGGGUUGAUGCCUGCAAUACCUCUCAGAAUCACUGCAACAUCUUUUCCAUGAUUAAUGAUCCAUCACGUACUCUCUGGGCCAGAGUUAAAGCUAGGCUUGGACAAAAAGAAUCAGCCUAUGCAGAGUCAAAAGAGUUUAUUUUGUGCAGACAGUGGAAAAUUGGACCACCUGAACAGAGCAUCAGACAUAAGGAGGACCAAAUCAUUAUUGAUAUAUUUGACCCUGUAGUUACUGAAAAUGAAGAAGAGCUGGGAAACAUGUAUGAUAUCUGUUAUGCGUUCACAUACAAGGUGUAUGUGAGAAUAAAUGAAAACACGAUUGCAGAUACUGUGUAUGAACUGAAGGAAGAUCAUUGCGACGACACUCAAUGCCACUUAAGUAUUCCGGUGUCCCCCCUGAAUUCUAAGUACUGUAUUUCAGCAGAAGGAAUUUCAUCAGAAACUUGGCCUGUUAAAACGGAAAUGUCCAAAGAAUUUUGUAUUACCAUUUUUGAUAAGAGCACUACAGAUACUGUUUGGAUUCCAGUUGUUGUUGCUUUCCUACUCUUCCUAGUAAUUAUCCUGGUAGUUAUAUUUAUUAACAUUAAGAAGAUAAAUCCAUUUAAGAGAGAAAGCAUCAUGUUACCCAAGUCCUUGGUGUCUGUAGUAAAAAAUGCCUCUAUAGAGGCAAAAUCUGAAUCAAAAUAUGUAUCACCCAUCACCUAUGAAUCUAUUGUCCCUGACAACCAGACCGUGAUCUUGGAAGAGCAGUUUUCUCCAGCAACAAUUUCAAGCGUGCAGACUGAGGACAGCUCCGGAGAAAUGGAACACAGAGAUCUUCCUAGUGCAACAGAAGUAGGAACCACCCCAGAAAAUACUCCAGACACGGCCCCUGGUAGCCCUCUGACUCCAGUAAGAAGAGGGGAUUCUGUCCAUUCUGGUAGUAACCAGUCUGAACCCUGCAGCAUCACUUUAAACACUUACCACUCCAGAAAUGGUUCUGAUAGUGGCCUUGUGGAACUGGAGAGCUUAUCGGACUCAGAAUUUCCUCCAAAUAACAAAAGUGAAAUAAAGGCAGAAGAACCAGAGCCCAUAACUCUGCUGAGAAACACUACUACCUCCUUUGGUUACGAUAAGCCCCAUGUGCUGGUGGAUCUGCUUGUGGAUGAAGGUGCUAAAGAGUCCUUGAUUGGUUAUAGAGUCACAGCAGGUUCCACAGAGUUUUCAUGAGCUCAACCAAGUGCGCCAACUUGGAAGGAACAUUUUUCCUGCUUUGACUUAAUGAAAAGAUCAUGAUUUCAGAAAUUUUAUCUUUUUUUAUAUUAACCAAAUGGCAGACUUUGAUUUAGAUAAAAGUAUAAAGAGCCUGAUUGGGUCCUAAAACUGCAAAGACUGAAGAGCAAACCGUUGUUGCUUGUGAACCUUUCUGUGUAGAUCUGUAAUGAGAAUCAGUGAAUGCUCUCUAAGAACCCUGCCUCCUAUGCCAGGCUCCUUUCUGACACUUCAAGAAAUAGAGUGGACUUUUUCUUCUCUGUGCCUCUACGGUGGUUUGUUUUUGGUUUUGUUUUUAAAAGUUUAUGUAAAAGAUAUUUUUAAAUGCUUACUUUCAGAAGAAAUCCUGGAAGCUUUUCAUUUUCAAAAUUGUAUUUAAAGUUGAAUUCAAAGGAAUACAAUUUUGUUAAUAGAAAUAUGUAUAUAAUUUUUAUGGACCAUUACAA
This is a messenger RNA of Molossus molossus (Pallas's mastiff bat), 1985 nucleotides long. It is a transcript of the gene IFNGR1, whose product is annotated as interferon gamma receptor 1. The transcript is spliced from 7 exons. NCBI's taxonomy places the organism in Eukaryota, Metazoa, Chordata, Mammalia, Chiroptera, Molossidae. Gene Ontology annotation, biological process: type II interferon-mediated signaling pathway. Gene Ontology annotation, cellular component: membrane. The coding region runs from base 82 to 1497 and encodes 471 amino acids. Gene Ontology annotation, molecular function: cytokine binding; cytokine receptor activity. The record is from RefSeq and is a predicted model, not a curated record.